AUCAAAAACACCCUCCUUGUUAUGUGCUAUGAGUCUGAGUUCCCAAAAGGAGGAUCCGGAGCAGCAGUAGGUAAACAUUAGCUUACUGCACGAGAGGAGACAAGCAAAGGAGAUACAGAUAUCCCUCCACCAUGGAUCUGGUCGAGGACUACGAUUACUAUGACAACCUAACCCUGAACUACAGCUAUGAGGACUACCACACUGUGUGUGAGAAGGCUGACGUGCGCUCCUUCGCUGGACUCUUCCUCCCUGUGGUGUACUCAGUCUGUGUGGCGGUUGGGCUAGCCGGGAACUCCCUGGUGCUAUCCGUCUACGCCUACCAUAAACGUCUGAGGAGAACCAUGAUGGACGCCUUCCUAGUCCACCUGGCCGUAGCCGACCUCCUCCUCCUCCUAACCCUGCCCUUCUGGGCUGCGGACGCGGCGCGGGGCUGGGAGCUGGGCCUGCCUCUCUGUAAGCUGGUCUCUGCCUGCUACACCAUCAACUUCACCUGCUGCAUGCUGCUGCUUGCCUGUGUUAGCAUGGACCGCUACCUAGCAUCUAUUAGAGCUGAGGGAAGGAACCAUGGAAGGCUAGGCAGGGUCUUCACCCGGGCUCACUGUGGGAAGGUCUGCCUGGGGGUGUGGGCUGUUGCUUUGCUCCUGGGUCUUCCAGACCUGCUGUUCUCCACGGUGAGCGAGACCUCCAGGAGAAGGGUCUGUUUGGCUGUCUACCCGUCCAGUCUGGCCCAGGAGGUCAAGGCCUGCCUAGAGAUGGUGGAGGUGCUGUUGGGGUUCCUGGUGCCACUCCUGGUGAUGGCGUGGUGUUACUUCAACGUUGGGCGUGUGUUGGGGCGACUCCCAGUGGAGAGUAGGGGGAGGAGGCUGAGUGCUAUCCGGGUGUUACUGGUCGUGGUGGGGGUGUUCGUGGUCACCCAGCUGCCCUACAACACUGUGAAGAUGUACCGGGCGAUGGACUCUGCCUACACGCUGGUGACCCACUGCGGUGUGAGUAAGGCCCUGGACCGGGCAGCGCAGGUCACUGAGAGCCUGGCUCUGACCCACUGCUGUCUCAACCCACUACUUUACGCCUUCCUAGGGUCCUCCUUUAGAAAACAUGUACUGAAAGCAGCCAAGGCGUUUGGAGAAAGGACGAGGAGAAGGGAGGAGCAAGCUGUGGAGAUGUCCUUCAACAACUCUCAAGCCGCCUCACAGGAGACUAGUGCCUUCUCCAUAUGAGAGAGAGACAGAGAGAGGGAGAGAGAGAGGGGGGGCCAGAAAGUGUCUCACCUUUUUAUCACAUAAGAUUUGAUCACUUGUAUAGCAAUUAUUUUCAGUAUUGUUAAAUAUCUGCUGCUAUGGAACUAUUGAGUCAAAUCAGGGGAAGCUAGCCUGGUCCCAAUCUGCAAUGACCCCAGGGAAAGUGAGGUGUUUACAUUCCUGCCUUUUUACCGCAGAACAGCAAGAUACCAGAUGUAACAGUGAAGUUAAUUUCCGUGCUUGUCAGUGGGGCUGCCCUUGUCAGUGGGGCCAGAGUACAUUGUAAUCUUAUGAUAUAAGACAAUUGACAUUAGAAGUUGGAUGGCACUGCUCUUUUUGUGAAACAUUUCAAAUGAAGCAUCUCAGAUAUUUUACAAUGAGUCUCUGCUCAAGAGAGGUUACUUGUGCCAAUAGCAAUCCCCUGGGAUGGGUGGGGCCACUGAUUUCAAUCUUAUUUACUCAUUCCUCUAAAUUCCAGCAAAGACUUACCAAAACAGCACAAUCGUCUCCACUCUGAAAACAGCUGAAUAUUCUGAAGUGUGUGUGUGUGUGUGUGUGUGUGUGUGUGUGUGUGUGUGUGUGUGUGUGUGUGUGUGUGUGUGUGUGUGUGUGUGUGUGUGUGUGUGUGUGUGUGUGUGUGUGUGUGUGUGUGUGUGUGUGUGUGUGUGUGGUAAAGUAAAGAAGGGAUGCCAAGGCAGGCCCUGUGGGCAUCCUUGAUGUGGGAAGAGCUGUGUUUUUUGGCUAGAAUUCCUACUUACAUCUGAAACCCACAUUUAUCCAUUAUUCCUUCAUCAGGAAACAACAACUACAGCCAUCCAAACAGACAAUCACAGUAACCCCUGGUAACCUUUCCAAACAGGGUGCGGUUAAGAACUAUUUUCAGAACUAGAGUACUCUAUUUGUGUGUAUUUGCUAAAAUACUAUUCCAGGGAUCAGAGGCAUCUCUAAAGAACAAUAUCAAUCCCACACGCAGUCUCAAUGUUAAGGAUGACACCGCCACCAUAAUACCAUCAUACAAAGACACAGGGAUAUUGUUUGUAAUAUUCAGUUCGUACCAUACCGUGUUUCAUUUGCCUUGGGAGUGUAGUCGGGAAAAUAAUGGUAAUAUUCUUUCCUCUGCUAAAGACCAGUUAGCCUUUCAAAACUGAGACAUCUGCUCUGUCUGUUUGUCACAUGAGUGUUUGUGAUUGGUCAAAGCUCUUAGCCAAAACACUCUGAUUUCUGUGGACAAAAUGUUGACUAACUACUCAACUCUUUCCGCCCUAAAGAAUUCAAGUUACCACCUCAGAUAUUCACCCCUUGCGUGUGAGCAGGAAGAUUUAAAUCAGAAAAUCAGAAAGUACGCAGUUAUCAAAGUGUUGAUGUUUUGGUUGCAAUCUGGUAGCUUGGCUUGACGUGCAAACCCAUCAAGUCCGGGACGUAGAGAGGCUGGUAUUAGCAAGACUAGCAAUCUGGCGCCAUCUGAUCUUGUUGUUGAAAUUCCCUGUUUUCACAUGUGGACACCUUUGAUCUGUCGACAAAGAAACACCAUUCUUACUCAGAAACUGCAUAGUAAGCAAGGCCAGAUGAAUGAUGUCAUGUAUUUACUAGUGACUAGUCUAUGGACCAGAUACUGUUAUUUCUUUCCUCAAAAUGUGUACUUGUGAGGUUAAAGAUUAAAGAUGGUGUAUAUUAUUAGCAUCAGUCAAAUUUUUAUUACGGUAAUAUUUCUGUUAUUGACAGGUAAUGAAAUAUCCAACAUAAUUGUUUCACUGCAUAUAAACUAAUUUCAACAGUACAUGACUAGUAGCCUACAGUGACUGAAUGUGUUUAAUAUAUAAAACUUUGGUCCAACAAAAUGUGCAAAUAAACAAUAAAACAAAAACACAAAAUUCUUAUUUGAUUAGGACAAUAAUUAUUGUGAGGCAGAUCACAUCAGCACCAUCAUAACUCAGUUGAAUAAGAAUUUAUUUUAAUUUAAGUGAAAUCAUUAUGUAUAUAUGCAUAUUUAUUCAAAUAUAACUAUACAAUGCCUUCAGAAAGUAUUCACAACCCUUUACUUUUCCACAUUUUGUUAUAUUACAGCCUGAAUUUAAAAUUGAUUAAAUUUAGAUUUUGUGUCACUGAUCUACGCACAAUACCUCAUAACGUGAAAGUAGAAUUUUGUUAGAACUUUUUUAAAUGUAUAAAAAAUGUAAAGCUAAAAUAUCUUGAGUUUAUAAUUAUUUAACCCCUUUAUGGCAAGCCUAAAUGUGUUCAGGAGUAAAAAUGUGCUUAACAAAUCGCAUAAUAAGUUGCAUGGACUCAUUCUGUUUUUCAGCUUUUGAAUAACUACCCCUUCUCUGUACCCCACACAUAGUCAACCUUGCAAAGAUGGGCACGGAUUAGUAGAUAUGUAAAGAUUAAAAAAGCAGACCAAGAAUAUCCCUUUGAGUAUGGUGAAGUUAUUAAUUACACGUUGGAUAGUGUAUCAACACACCCAGU
Molecule: messenger RNA, 3701 nt
Organism: Salmo salar (Atlantic salmon)
Lineage: Eukaryota; Metazoa; Chordata; Actinopteri; Salmoniformes; Salmonidae
Product: atypical chemokine receptor 4-like
Biological process (GO): immune response; G protein-coupled receptor signaling pathway; cell chemotaxis
Cellular component (GO): membrane; external side of plasma membrane
Molecular function (GO): C-C chemokine receptor activity; C-C chemokine binding; scavenger receptor activity
Source: RefSeq, a predicted model, not a curated record